GUUUGUCUGUUGUGAUUUUUUGGAUUUUUUCUAUAAUUAGUUUCUUUCGAUAUAUUUGUAUAGCUUGCACUUGCAAUGAUUUGAUCAAGUCAAAGCGUGAAAAUAAAUUAUUGCUGCAUCACAACUAAAAAAGUAUAUAAAUAGCCUACUUACCAGUGAGUGAAGUGAAGGACUGAAGGUGUCAACAACUUUGAAUGGUCAGAAUACUUAAUGAAGAAUAUGCUGUUUCAAUAAGCAGGGAGACAAUAUCUAAACACCAACAGGACUAGUGACUGCAUGAGGCACAGCUUCGCAGAUUCUGGCAGCAGACUUCUGAACCUGUACAGCCCUCUCAGCCUUCCUAACGCGCGCUGCGAAGCAUGUGUAACAAUGUCAGAGAUGAAAGAGCAUUUGAGGAAGAUAGUCACACGCUUUUUGCAGAAUCGUGAGCCGUAUCAAGUCUUUAGUUUGGAUGAGGAAUGAAAAUAGAACUCAGGCAUAGGAAAUAAGAGCCAAUUGCCAAACGAGUCCUAAUUUGGAUUGUACGUAGGACAACAACUCCCUCCACGGAAUGAAAAUAGAAGAUCUCGGGCAUAAGAAAUAAAAACCAAUUGCCAAACGAGUCCUAAUUUGGAUUGUACGUAGGACAACACCUCCACGGAAUGAAAAUAGAAGAUCUCAGGCAUAAGAAAUAAGAACCAAUUGCCAAACGAGUCCUUAUUUGGAUUGUACUUAGGACAACACCUCCCUCCACGGAAUGAAAAUAGAAGAACUCAGGCAUAGGAAAUAAGAACCAAUUGCAAACGAGUCCUAAUUUGGAUUGUACGUAGGACAACACCUCCACGGAAUGAAAAUAGAAGAACUCAGGCAUAAGAAAAAAGAACCAAUUGCCAAACGAGCAAUCCUAAUUUGGAUUGUACGUACAAAAGACGAGAUGACAACACCUCCACGGUAAUACCUUGAACUUAUAGAAAUAACGGACUAAAGAUUCAUAUGAAAAUGAAACAUUACCAAUAAAACUCCUGAUUUUUGACUAGAUAUUCUAAUAAUCUGACUUUCACAACUAUAGAAAGUGCAAAGCUAAAAAUGCCAAAGCACUCCAAAGAGUUUUUUCUUAAGUGUCCAAUAUGUGGACAAUCAUUAAAAAUGAAAUAUCAAAUGAAGGUUCAUAUAUUAAAACAUACCAACGAACACCCUUAUAAAUGCUUAACAUGCGGUAAAUCAUUUAAUAAGCUGAGUCACGUAAAAAGUCAUUUGUUGACACACUCUGGGAAGUCUCAUAAAUGCAUUACAUGCGGGGAAUACUUUGUAUCCAAAAGCCAAUUGAAAUUGCAUACAAUGGUUCAUACAGGAGAGAGACCUCAUAUCUGCAUUACUUGUGGAAAAUCCUUUGUAUCUAAACACAAUUUGAAAGUACAUACAAUGUUUCAUACAGGAGAACGACCUCAUAUUUGCAUUACUUGUGGAAAAUCCUUUGUAUCUAAAAGCAAAUUGAAAGUACAUACAAUGUUUCAUACAGGAGAACGACCUCAUAAGUGUUCUACAUGUGGAAAAUCCUUUGUAUUAAAAUAUAGUUAUGAAAGGCAUCUAUUAAUUCAUGGCAAUGGACAAAGUACAUUGAAAGUACAUACAAUGGAUCAUACAGGAGAGCAGCCUCAUAAAUGUAUUACAUGCGGAAAAUCCUUUGUAUAUGAAAGCAAUUUGAAAGAACAUACAAAGGUUCAUACAGGAGAGCGAACUUAUUUUUGCAUUACUUGUGGAAAAUCCUUUGUAUCUAAAAGCAAUUUGAAAGUACAUACAAGGGGUCAUACAGGAGAGCGACCUCAUAAGUGUACUACAUGCGGAAAAUCCUUUGUAUAUAAAAGCAGUUUGAAAGUACAUACAAGGGUUCAUACAGGAGAGAGACCUCAUAUAUGCAUUACUUGUGGAAAAUCCUUUGUAUCAACAAGCCGAUUGAAAGAACAUUCAAUGGUUCAUACAGGAGAGCGACCUCAUAAAUGUAUUACAUGCGGAAAAUCCUUUGUAUCUGUAAGCAAAUUAAAGGAACAUACAAUGGUUCAUACAGGAGAGAGACCUCAUAUAUGCAUUACUUGUGGAAAAUCCUUUGUAUCUACAAGCCGAUUGAAAGAACAUACAAUGGUUCAUACAGGAGAGCGACCUCAUAAAUGCACUCCAUGCGGAAAAUCCUUUGUAUCUAAAAGCAAAUUGAAAGAACAUACAAUGGUUCAUACAGGAGAGCGACCUCAUAUUUGCAUUACUUGUGGAAAAUCCUUUGUAUUCAGAAGCAAUUUGAAAAUGCAUACAAUGGAUCAUACAGGAGAGCGACCUCAUAAGUGCACUACAUGCGGGAAAUCCUUUGUAUCUGAAAGUAAAUUGAAAGUACAUACAAUGGUUCAUACAGGAGAGCGACCUCAUAUUUGCUUUAUUUGUGGAAAAUUCUUCGUAUCUAAAAGCAAUUUGAAAUCACAUACAAUGUUUCAUACAGGAGAGCGACCUCAUAUAUGCAUUACUUGUGGAAAAUCCUUUGUAUCUAAAGGCAAUUUGAAAGCACAUAGAAUAGUUCAUACAGGAGAGCGCCCUCAUAAAUGCACUACUUGUGGAAAAUCCUUUGCAUUAAAAAAAAGUUAUAAAAGACAUCUAUUAACUCAUGGCAAUGGACAUCCUUAUAAAUGUAAUACAUGUAAAAAAGCAUUCAAAUCAAAGGAUACUUUGAAAAAACAUAUUUUGGUUCAUACAGGAGAUAAACACAACUGUACUACAGUGGGAACUCCUUCUUAAAUUAAAGGCAAUUGUAAGAAUCAUGUAUUAAUUCAUUGCAAUUAGCAUACUUAUAAUUGCUUCACAUGUGAAGAAUCCUUUGUAUCUGAAAGAAAAUAACAUCAAUUGGUAUAUACAGGAGAGUGACCUCAUUAUUUGUAAAGAAUCCUCUUAUAAAUAAUUUAUGAUAAAUUUAUAUUACUGUAAGUCAUGUACCUAAGCGUCCCUAUAACUUGUUUAAAAAACAUUUAAUUUAAAAUAGUAAUUGAAAAAAAACGUACAAUGAAUCAUACCAGAGCAACCUUAAACUGUUUGUAAUUUACAUACUGCCGUGGCUCCAUAAAUCUCAGUUGAUUCUUCGCCUCGUGUACCAGCUUCUUCCAUCCGAACUGUCUUCUGCCAAGUUGAUGUUUGCACCCAUUGUCCUAACAUCAUUCAAUACUUGGUCAGUCCAUCUGAAUUUCGGCCUUCCCAAUGUACGUUUACUUCCAGUUGUAGCUCUCCAAACUUCAUACAGUCUUGUUCCUUUCUCUCUUCUUAGCACAUGCCCUAUCCAACUUAUUCCUCUUCCUUUAAUCAUUGCAACAAUAUCCGGUUCGGUGCAUAGUAAUCUUGUCCCUCUAUUUUUCCUUAUCCGCCACAUACUCUCUGUUUUAGUUUAUAGUUCUUGGGAUAAAUAAAAGUUUUUCAUUUCA
This is a messenger RNA of Macrosteles quadrilineatus (aster leafhopper), 3431 nucleotides long. Its product is annotated as zinc finger protein 585A-like. Gene Ontology annotation, biological process: regulation of transcription by RNA polymerase II. The record is from RefSeq and is a predicted model, not a curated record. Gene Ontology annotation, molecular function: DNA-binding transcription activator activity, RNA polymerase II-specific; RNA polymerase II cis-regulatory region sequence-specific DNA binding. Lineage: Eukaryota; Metazoa; Arthropoda; Insecta; Hemiptera; Cicadellidae. The coding region runs from base 1066 to 2757 and encodes 563 amino acids. Gene Ontology annotation, cellular component: nucleus; PcG protein complex; transcription regulator complex. The transcript has 9 exons.